This is a messenger RNA of Aspergillus affinis, 1302 nucleotides long. Its product is annotated as glycoside hydrolase family 5 protein. Gene Ontology annotation, biological process: glucan catabolic process. Gene Ontology annotation, molecular function: beta-glucosidase activity. Lineage: Eukaryota; Fungi; Ascomycota; Eurotiomycetes; Eurotiales; Aspergillaceae. The transcript has 2 exons. The coding region runs from base 1 to 1302 and encodes 433 amino acids. The record is from RefSeq and is a predicted model, not a curated record. Gene Ontology annotation, cellular component: extracellular region; cell surface.
AUGUCUUCUGAUCUUCAAAAUGGGGAGACUCGUCCCAUGUUACACACUUCGGGCCCCGACAUCGUGGAUCCUCAGGGUCGCCGGGUCCUCCUGAAGGGCGCCGCGAUUGCUGGCUUUCUCAACAUGGAAAACUUCAUCACAGGGUAUCCGGGGCACGAGCACGAGCAUCGUCGAGCUAUGGAGGAGGUACUGGGAAAACAAAAGGCGCAGUUCUUCUUCGAUCGUCUGCUCCAUCACUUUUUCACGGAAGACGAUGCCAGAUAUUUCGCCUCUUUGGGCUUGAAUUGCAUCCGUGUUUCGUUCAACUACCGUCAUUUCAUCGAUGAUAAAGCCAACCCCGGUGUCUUCAAACAGUUCGGUUUCGACCUGCUGGAUCGGGUGGUGGGGAUCUGCCGGAAAUACAAUUUGUGGGUGAUUUUAGACCUGCAUGCUGUUCCCGGUGGCCAAAAUCAGGACUGGCACUACCAGAUCAUUGACCUCUGGGUGGCCAUCGCAAAGCACUAUGCCAAUGAUCCCAUCAUCGCGGGGUGCAACCCGCUCAACGAACCCGCUGAUCCAUGCCAUGUCGGCUUGUUGCAAUGGUACGAUCGAGCCAGCACUGCGAUCCGAGAAGUCGAUCUCGACCACAUCCUGUUCCUAGACGGAAACACCUACGCGAUGGACUUCUCUCAUUUUGACCGAGUCAUUCCAAAUGCCGUGUACUCCUGUCAUGACUAUUCCACCAUGGGUUUCCCGAUUCCCGGCAGACCUUUAUACAGUGGCACAUCGGACGCAAAGGCCAAGUUGAAGUCCCAGCUAGAGCGAAAGAUCAAGUUCAUGCGUGACUGGAAUGUUCCAGUGCGGAAUGGCGAAUGGGGCCCCAUCUAUCCGGAUCCCAGACAGCCGGGCAAUGUGCAAGACAUCGUAGACAGCCGAAUCAAGCUCCUGAAAGAGCAGCUGAGCCUAUACGCCGAAGGCCAAAUCAGUUGGAACAUUUGGCUCCUCAAAGACAUUGGCUAUCAGGGGAUGAUAUACGUGAGUCCGGAUUCUCCAUAUAUGAGACUGGUCGGGGACUUCGUUUCCAAGAAACAGCGUCUGGGCGUCGAUUUUUGGGGCUGCACUGACAAGGAGGGUGUUUGUGAUGUGUAUCGGCCCUUCCUUGACGGUUUGAAGAAGAUGGUUCCGCAACAUCUCCAUGGCAAGAAAUAUCCACCUACGUGGACGUUCGAGCGUCAGGUUGAGCGGGCCGUGAGGGAGUGUCUGCUUAGUGAGUACCUUAAGUGGGAAUAUGCGGAAUUGUUCAAGGUCAAAUCGGAGGAUUAG